GUAGGUCCGUGGGCCUGAGGGGUUGAUGUCUGGGACCCCAUAAAACAUGACUCCUCGAAAACAAAGGCAUGUCCAGUCUUUCGCAUUUGUAGUCACUGCUGAGCGUACUAUAUAGGUAACAUUUCUGCCGACUGAGCCGGCAAUUAUCAGACAUAAAAUCAAGGCAGAACAAACAUCUACUAAACGUCUAAACACCAUUAAACAAUUCAGACGUUUGUUUUGUGACAAAAUGGAUGAUAACCGACAUUAUAACAAUCCGUUUGAAGAUUAUCCCAAUCCUUCCGCAAAUUCCAUUGUGAAUGCUUCUACAAAUGAGGUUAAUGAAAAUUAUAAAGAAACCCUACGAAUGCAUACAAAAAGAUUGUUGGACGAAUUGAAAGAAAAGAGGCAUAAUUGGACGUACAAUGAUGAUUGUUCUGUAUACACUGGAACAGCAGGGAUUGCAUACAUGUAUUAUCAAUAUGGGAAAUGCUUCAAUCAACCUGCUUAUAUUGAACAAGCUACAGAAUGGUUAAGAAUAUGUGUAAGUAAAUUCAGAGGAAGAAGGGAAGUUACAUUCUUAACUGGUAGUGUUGGUCCGCAAGCUUUAAGUGCAGUAGUUCUUCAUUCUCAAGGCCAUAGAGAAGAAGCACUUAAUAUGAUUUCAAAAGUGAAAUCAGUAUCUGCUUAUGUUCUGGACGAAUGUAGCGAUUUGCCUGAUGAAUUACUUUAUGGAAGGGCUGGAUACUUAUUCUGUCUUCUAUUUUUAAAUUCAAAUAUAUCUCCCCCUCCUAUAGAAGAUGAGCUUAUUAAACAGGUUAUUGCACUCAUAAUUAAAUCUGGAAAUGUAUAUUCUGCUUCAAGAAAAUAUAAGACACCUCUCAUGUAUGCCUGGCAUGAUUCAGAGUACCUUGGUGGUGCCCAUGGUUUGGGUGGAAUACUAUAUAUGCUCUUACAGGCACGGCAGUAUUUAACACAGAGUCAAUUGACAAGAGACAUAAAACCGGCAUUGGAUUUUCUUCAGAGUUUACGGUAUCCUUCUGGAAAUUGUCCAUCUUCCAUUGGGAGUCGUACUGAUAAAUUGGUGCAUUGGUGUCAUGGAGCGCCUGGAAUGAUUAUGUUAUUUACUUUGGCUUAUGAGAUAUAUCAGGAUGAGCAGUAUUUAAAUACUGCUUUACAAUGCGGAGAAGUAGUUUGGGCAAGAGGUUUGCUUAAAAAAGGGUGUGGAAUAUGUCAUGGAGCAGCUGGAAAUGCAUAUACAUUCUUGACCCUCUUCCAAAAGACUAAGGAUGUGAAACAUCUAUAUAGGGCUUGUAGGUUUGCAGAGUGGUGUACGGAUUAUAAAGCACAUCAGACUAGGAUUCCUGAUAGACCAUAUUCAUUGUUUGAAGGUCUUGCCGGUACUAUUUAUUUCUUGAUCGAUUUACAACAUCCACAUUUGGCAAAAUUUCCAGCAUAUACUAUUUAAAAUAAUUGCAUUUUAAUGUUUAAUUAAGAUAAAAUUAACGAAGAAUUGAAUCUAUGGUGAUGAAUAAAUUCAUUUUCCGUCUUAUA
Osmia bicornis bicornis is the source of this 1533-nucleotide messenger RNA. Its product is annotated as lanC-like protein 2. The transcript has 10 exons. Gene Ontology annotation, biological process: peptide modification; carbohydrate metabolic process. Gene Ontology annotation, cellular component: plasma membrane. Bases 230 to 1447 code for a protein of 405 amino acids. The record is from RefSeq and is a predicted model, not a curated record. Lineage: Eukaryota; Metazoa; Arthropoda; Insecta; Hymenoptera; Megachilidae.